AUGCCCCCUAAUUGGCCCAAUCUCUCUGAGUGCCUCCCCCAAAACUGCAGCUGGGCCGAGCACCGCAACUCCACCCUGACCCUCGAUGACCUCCCCCCGCUCAACUACUACACCCUCCCCCUCCUCACCGCCAUCACCGUGGCGUGCACGCUGCUCUUUGUGGUGGGUGUGGCCGGCAACGUGAUGACCAUCCUGGUGGUGAGCAGGUACCGGGACAUGCGCACCACCACCAACCUGUACCUGUGCAGCAUGGCCGUGUCCGACCUGCUCAUCUUCCUGUGCAUGCCGCUCGACCUCUACCGCAUGUGGCGCUACCGGCCGUGGCGCCUGGGGGAUGCGCUCUGCAAGCUUUUCCAGUUCGUGUCCGAGUCCAGCACCUACUCCACCAUCCUGAGCAUCACUGCCCUCUCCGUGGAGAGAUACGUGGCCAUCUGCUUCCCGCUGCGCGCCAAGGCCCUGGUGACCAAACGGCGAGUGCGCGGCCUCAUACUCCUCCUGUGGAGCGUGUCCCUAAUGAGCGCUGGGCCCGUCUUCGUCAUGGUGGGAGUGGAGCAGGACGACAUUGGACCGAGCGUGUACGGCUUCGACGUCAACGACACCCAAGCCCCCCUGUACGACUAUUUCGGGGACACCCGGGAGUGCAAGAUGACGCACUACGCCGUGGAGUCGGGCCUGAUGGGCGCCAUGGUGUGGCUGAGCUCCAUGUUCUUCUUUGCGCCAGUCUUCUGUCUGACGGUGCUCUACAGCCUGAUAGGACGCCGCCUGUGGCAGAGACACCGGGAGACCAACAUCAGCUCAUGUGUGGCUCACAGGGACAAGAGCAACAGGCAGACCAUCAAGAUGCUGGUGGUGGUGGUGUUGGCCUUCGUCCUGUGCUGGCUGCCCUUCCACGUUUGUCGCUACCUGCAGUUCCGCUCCCUGGAUGCGCCGUCUCCGCUGCUGUCCGCCUUGUCCGAGCACUGCAGCUUCGUGUCGGUGGUCCUCUUCUACCUGAGCGCCGCCAUCAACCCCAUCCUCUACAACACCAUGUCCUGGAAGUACCGGGGAGCGGCGGCUCGCCUCUUCGGACUGAACGACCACCAGCCGCCGCGGGCGCGCACAGCCAGCACCCUGAAGGCCGACGGGUGGACGGAAUCGACCAUCAGCUUCUAAACGUGACUCCUGAGAGUUCCUGCGUGGUAGCAGUUGUAAAAAAGCCCCCAAAUAUCUGCUUUGUACAUUAUUCUAGCAGACUGAUACUCUUAAUAACAUAAGCUAUUCUUGUAUCGGACUGUAUUCAUUUCCUGGAUGACAAUGAAAGCACUGUAGAACUUGUGAUCUUGUGUGUGUGUGUGUGUGUGUGUGUUGCGUGUGUGUACACAUUGUGUACCAAAUCCAAUUUGGGAUGCGAGUCACAUAAACUGGAACCUCUAAAGUUAGAACACGUUAUUUGAAUUUCCUUUCCAUUUGUUUUCCUUUAAAUGACAAAAAACUCGAGUUACUGCAACUUACGAUUCUUAACUGUCGCACGAGUGUAGAUUUCAGUUAACCACUGUAUUAAAAUGAGUAAAUACAACGAAAAUAAACCAAAACUAUGAGCUUAUGAGCUGAGCGACUGGGUGGGUUGGACAGUGGUAAAUAGUUUACAUGGUGCAAUCCUGUUUCAGUCUUGGCAGGUGCUUCAUAGGUAUUGCUUCCAUUAGAUCAGGGAUGUCCAAAGUGUGGCCCGGGGGGCCAUUUGCUGCCCAUGGCUGUUUUUGUUAUUGGCCUGUGGCACAUUCUAAAAAUAUAAUUUAACAAGAAACCUAAAAAAACCCAGCAAAAAUGUAAAAAUCUGCAAUAAUUUUGCUGAAUUAAA
Molecule: messenger RNA, 1837 nt
Organism: Dunckerocampus dactyliophorus (ringed pipefish)
Lineage: Eukaryota; Metazoa; Chordata; Actinopteri; Syngnathiformes; Syngnathidae
Gene: ghsra
Product: growth hormone secretagogue receptor a
Exons: 2
Coding region: 1-1152 (383 amino acids)
Biological process (GO): G protein-coupled receptor signaling pathway; hormone-mediated signaling pathway
Cellular component (GO): plasma membrane
Molecular function (GO): growth hormone secretagogue receptor activity
Source: RefSeq, a predicted model, not a curated record